GGUCCAGGGACGUGUGUGCGUCUCUCUACAACACAAUAACACGUGUGUAUGUGUCUGUGUGUGGGUGAUACUGAUAGUGCUGAGGUGCUGGUGCUGAACUGUACUGUGGUGCUAAGUGAUUAUACUGUUCCUAAUACUUUAAGUUGGCAUCACUUUUGUGGUUAUUUUUGGAAAUAUAUAUCGUCCUUUUUCAUCUUGUUGUCAUUGGAUGGCUUUGAAAUAAUCGUAGCAGAUAUUCAAUAAUUUGGUUGAAAACAGCUGUGUUCUACUUCCGUGUCGUAGACCGUUCCAUGUAGACGUUACAGUAUAUACAUAUCGACUCGAUGAUAAGACUUUUCUUUCAGUCCGUUCUGUGCCCGCUGUGAUGGCGGUGUAAGGGUAGACACCAACUAUGGGGGGUCCGCGAGGGGGGAGUGGCAACUCACCACUUCACCUCGACCUACCGAAGCGGCACCUAUCCCACAUUCAGCACCUAUUUUAUCAAAUAUUUCGAUACCUCGUAAAACAAAAGCGACCGAUGGGAACUCUAGUAGGUUUAGUUGUACAAAGUAUGAUUCGCUUGUUACUCGUCGUAUUUUUUAUUCGGUUCGGCAAGGGUGCGAGUACCCGACCCCGCGAAGUCGCGUUAGGUGUAUUCGUGUUAUUAUUGGUCGGGACGGGCGUUGACGCGGGGGCGGGGACGGCUCCUCGGGCACUGAUGACAGCCAUCGCCCCCAACGACACGGCCGCCAACGAGCAGACCCUGCAGCAGAUCCUGCCGCCGGUCAUGCUGGCUGUCAAGGCCGUCACAGACCCCGUCACUGGCAUGCUGCCUGGCUGGAACAUCACGCUGAUACAUCGCAACUCCGAGUGUUCCUCCACCACCGGACCUCUGGCCGCCUUCGAGCUGCACAAGGACGCAGAUGCGUUCCUGGGCCCGGUGUGUGACUACGUGAUCGCACCAGUCGCCAGGUACGCGGGUCGAUGGAAGUUACCAGUGUUGACUGCCGGGGCGCAAGUUGACCACUUCAUGUACAAGACGGAGUUCCCCACUCUGACCCGUAUGAUGGGCAGCUACGUCCACGUGGGCAAGGCGCUGCUUCACAUCCUCCAGAAGUUCAACUGGUCCGUGGCCGGCCUCCUCUACUACAACUACCCCAUCGGCUCCAACAAAGGCAACUCCAAGUGCCACUUCACCCUGCAAGGGGUGUUCAUGGCUUUGGGAGCUCGCUCCGCUCAUCUCAGCUUCAAUGAAACCAUGAACUACCUUUACUACAAGGAAUUACUCAGGGAGCUCUCGAAAAGAGCGAGGAUAAUGGUGGUAUGUGCUGACCCUCGGACUGUCCGUGAGAUCAUGUUGGCAGCGGAGGAACUCAACAUGAUUGACAGUGGCGAGUACGUCUUUUUCAACAUUGAACUCUUUAACAGUAUGAACCGACACAACCCAUGGUUCGUCAGGGAGGACUCCGCUGAGAGGAACGCUAGGGCCAGGAAGGCGUACUCGGCCCUUCUCACGGUAACUGCCAGGACACCAAACAACGAGGCCUACAGAAACUUCAGCUUUGAGGUGAAGAGGUUGGCCAAGGAGGAGUUCAACUUCACGUUUGGUAACGAGUCUGUGUCGACGUUCGUAACAGCGUUCUACGACGCCGUGGUGUUGUACGCCCUCGCCCUCAACGAGACUCUAGAGGAGGGUGGCUCACAGAGGGAUGGCAUCGCCAUCACGCGGCGCAUGUGGAACCGGACCUUCGAGGGUAUAACGGGAGAUGUCAACAUAGAUGCCAAUGGAGACCGCAUAGCAGACUACUCACUGCUAGAUAUGGACCCAGAUAACGGAGAGUUUAAGAUUGUCGCCAACUACAUUGGGGUGACCCACUCCCUGGAGUAUGUUCCUGGAGCCAAGAUACACUGGGCCGGAGGUCGCUCCCAGCCUCCCCCCGACACUCCUAUAUGUGGCUUCGACGGUGCUCUGUGCAAAACGAUGCCAGGAUACGCCAUCCUCAGUAUAGUGCUCAGCUCCGUUGUCGUGGUGCUGGCUAUAGCGUCUGUCUUCAUAUACAGACACUACAAGCUGGAGGCUGAGAUAGCCUCUAUGACGUGGCGUGUCAACUACCAAGACAUAGUGAGGGUCCCCCCAGGCAAACUACGUGGUAGUGUGUACAGCCUUGUGUGACGUAGC
Molecule: messenger RNA, 2158 nt
Organism: Macrosteles quadrilineatus (aster leafhopper)
Lineage: Eukaryota; Metazoa; Arthropoda; Insecta; Hemiptera; Cicadellidae
Product: atrial natriuretic peptide receptor 1-like
Exons: 10
Coding region: 392-2152 (586 amino acids)
Cellular component (GO): membrane
Molecular function (GO): peptide hormone binding; signaling receptor activity
Source: RefSeq, a predicted model, not a curated record